AUGGUACCAUAUGGCGUCGACACGCCACCUCUAUUUGGCGUUCUAGAGAUUGGUGCCUUUGUCGCCAUAUUUUUGUUUGGUGUCGUCGCCCUGCAGGGAUAUAUCUUCUGGCGGAGCGCUGCGGACGAUCGGUGGUGGUUACGAGUCCUUGUUGGAGCUCUUCUGCUUUUCGAGCUCGGCCACACGAUUGCGACCUGUCAUGCGAUCUACUUCUUCACCGUAAUUCAGGCUGGCACAGCCGAGCUGGAAAAGUCGGCCAACUCGUAUUCGCUCGCCAUGACGCCGGUGUUUGAAACCCUGAUUACAGCGGUCGUUCAGGGCUUCUUCACAUAUCGAAUUUUCCUUCUUUCGGGGAGCAAGCUAAUACCAUCCAUUUGUGUUGUGCUCGGGGUAGGGCGGCUUGUCGGAGGCCUCACGAUGGCGGUGGAAGCAUUCAACAACGUCCCUAUGCAACCUGAUGGCUUUUAUUACCAAGACACAUAUGGAUGGAUCAUCACCACUGCAUUGGAUAUUGGUGUUGUUUUGGACGUCUUUAUCACUCUGUCGCUCUGUUUUUAUAUCCGACGCUUAUAUGACCCGGACAACAUGCCGGGCGGCGACAUGCUGUUUGACCGGCUGAUUCUGUGGACGAUUGGCAUGUCGUUUGACUCCCAUAACGGCGAAAUUAAUGACAUCCUUUUCCAGAAACAGGACUAA
Molecule: messenger RNA, 696 nt
Organism: Mycena indigotica
Lineage: Eukaryota; Fungi; Basidiomycota; Agaricomycetes; Agaricales; Mycenaceae
Exons: 4
Coding region: 1-696 (231 amino acids)
Source: RefSeq, a predicted model, not a curated record